UGGAUGACAUAAAAAAAAUAUUCUGGAGGGAAGAAAAAGGAACUUGGUCGCAAUACUAUUAGAUCCAGUGAGUCGGCUACCGGCAAGGGGGAAAGCGGAUUGGAUUGGAACUGAAGCACACAAAAAAAGCUCUGAAGUUGGAACAACUGUAAAGAAUAUAGUUUAUUUGAACAGGAAACAUGGGUGACAUUGAAAAGGGGAAAAAGGCUUUUGUUCAGAAGUGUGCCCAGUGCCAUACUGUUGAAAAUGGAGGGAAGCACAAGGUCGGGCCAAACCUCUGGGGUCUGUUUGGACGCAAGACCGGACAGGCGGAAGGCUUUUCCUACACGGAUGCCAACAAAGCCAAAGGCAUUGUCUGGGAUACCGAUACCCUCAUGACUUACUUGGAGAACCCCAAGAAAUACAUUCCAGGAACAAAGAUGAUCUUUGCUGGCAUCAAGAAGAAGGGAGAGCGUGCAGAUCUCAUAGCAUAUUUGAAGUCUGCAACUUCCUAGACUAAUGUCUACAUUUUGUUCAAUAUUAAUAUUAUUAUUAUUUUUUUGUCUUCGAGAAAUAUCAACUGUUCAGAGAAGGGGGAUCUUUUCAAGAAGCUUAGACUUGUAUUCUUAAUCAGUUAUGUCUGGUGAUUGUUGUGGCUUUCAAUAGCCUGCAUGACAUAACUGCUGGGACUCUGAAUGGCGUUUGCAUGAUCAGUUGCCAUAUUGAUCACGGCUGUAUCUUUGUCUUUGUUUCUCCAUCUUGAUGGCGUAUAUUCUAUCCCCUGGUUUAACAGGUGCUAAUAUACAUCAAUUAUUGAGCCAUAGACUAAGGGUUCCAGAAUGUAUUGAGUCAAAGCUGUGUGACUAUAUGCUUUGAAAACAACAACAAAAAAAUGGUCUAAAUUACAUUAUGGCUACUGGUUUUAAUACUUGCAUGGCUAAUGCAAACGGUCAAUCAGAUUUGGAAGAGUUUGUACAUUUCAACGGGUUACCUUGAAAGUGAUCCCUGGCAAUAUCUUCAUGUUGCUACUACUUCAUGUAUUUUAUGUAGGUUUGUUAAUUUAAUAAAUUACAUGCUAAACAAGUA
Messenger RNA from Oncorhynchus mykiss (rainbow trout), 1065 nucleotides. RefSeq names its product cytochrome c. The record is from RefSeq and is a predicted model, not a curated record. Lineage: Eukaryota; Metazoa; Chordata; Actinopteri; Salmoniformes; Salmonidae. Gene Ontology annotation, molecular function: electron transfer activity; heme binding.